This is a messenger RNA of Dinoponera quadriceps, 5565 nucleotides long. RefSeq lists its product as uncharacterized. The transcript has 3 exons. NCBI's taxonomy places the organism in Eukaryota, Metazoa, Arthropoda, Insecta, Hymenoptera, Formicidae. The record is from RefSeq and is a predicted model, not a curated record. Bases 1 to 5565 code for a protein of 1854 amino acids.
AUGUACGAGAAAAUCGCUUUGAUUGUUUUGGCAUUGCUCGCGGUUGCCCACUCGGAGGAAGUUCCUCCCACCAGAACAGAAGUGAAGGAUGCGGAUUUCUCCGAUUCAAGGUUGUCGAAAAUACUUCCCCUCCCACCAUCAUUGUGCAAUGACCAACACCUCACGAAGGCCGGGGCAAGCCGAAAAUCGAUCUCGUUAUUAACGCCACUGUCGCAGAUGCGAUUUGUACAACGUCGACCGAGGGAAUCGAUGCGGAAAACGAAACGCAACGGCGCGCAUCUUCGAAAGAGCAGGCUUUCCUCAUCCUCUGCGAAAGAUCUCGCCAAGACGGGAACCAACGAUUCAAAUGUGAAUGUCCACGUGGAGACUUCUAAAGAUAUCCCUUAUGUUUCGACGAGAAACGCAAAGUACUCGUCCGAAAACUUCGCGACCACAAGCAGAAUGGAAAUGAAGACGCGCGACGAGAACAAAACGCUUCUGCGCGCCCUCCGAGAUAGCUUGAAAGACACGCAGGACGUGGACUACAGUGAGGAGACGAAGAGAUGCAACACGUUCGUCUGUUACUGCAAAGAGCAGGACUGCGAGCGGAAAUCGUCGAGGACCAGCUCGUCGCGGAUAUUGGGAUCCUCCAGGAGGGUGAAGUCCGGAAGAGUGAGCCAUCGAAUACCGGCCGGACAGGAAAACGCAGGUAGGAUUCUCGACUCGAGUGUUCCGCGUCCAGGGUCGCCGACGUGGUACCACGAACCGCGCGUUCUCGGUCUGAUCAACUCCGUCCCGAUGCGACCUCACCAAGCAAUGACGCACCCUGCCUUUUUCGCGCCGCUUCUGCACGGAGUGCCGCUCGUCCCGCCUCAAAUCAUCGGGAAAGACGGGAAAACGAUCAACGCCGCUUUCCCAUACGCCCCCUUCGAGGGCAGACCCGACUUUACCGUUGGAGCCAAUGUACAGCAUCAACGUCGACCGAUUUACCGCCAAGAUUCGCAGGAAUGCCGCUACUUGUCUGAAGAAAAUCGAUUCGAUGCCAUCACCGUGUCGACUGCUUCAGCUUGGACCAGCAACACUGAAGCGAUGGUCACCUUGAACGAAGAAAGCAUCACCAGGGACUUUUCUACUCCGCACGAAACGAUCACCGUGAAUUACCUCGACGGAUUAGUCAAUCCCGUGGCAGAAAAUAAUGUCGCAUUGAAAGAUACCGCCGAGAGCACUGAAAUAAGCGAAGAAACCCUGCCAAGAUUAAGCGCGACGGUCUCGACGGAUCACGUCGCUUCGGUGACUGAAGCGAACGAUAAUUUUGAACCCUACUCUUCGAGCGGAACGUUUAGAAUGGUAGGCCAGGAACUUCCUACGUUCAUCACGACGUCGGAGAGCUACGUAAACGUGAGAACUGAUUCGAGCACGGGGAACAAUCUCAAUCCGUAUUACUCUGAGACAACUGCGGACCGAUCGGAGUCGUCCACGGAUCUUUUCAGGGAAACUACGUUAUCCUGGACGGAUAGGCCGAAUUUGGGAAAAGAAAAUAAUGUUGAUCAGAGAAUGGACGAUUUCGCAUCAACGGGCACCGAAUCGUACGAAUACACGAGGCCUCCGCUGACCGAGUUUAAUCGAUACGUUGGGACUACCGAGCGAACGUACGAGCCAAAUGACGACGCGCCAUAUUCGGGUGGAAAAUCAUCUGACAUGACGGGCAAGCGUAUGCCGAUGAAGAAACUGACGAAGCAAACGAUCGACGAGAUCGAAGAGGACACGAGAGGGGAAUUGCUAGGGAAGAGUAAAAGUCACGCGACAAAAAUGCUGUUGGGUUCGAACUACGAAGAGGAAUCGAUCACGGUGAAUUCACCGGCGGGUGAGAAGUUCUUCUACUCUACGAUCUCGUACGAAUCUAACGAGCACGCGAACGAAUUUGCGACGACAGACGCGACCCGCGGGAAUUCGUGGACGAGUACUCUUCCGUGUAGUCGAGGAGUCUACGGGGAAGAAACGACGACUCCCUAUUACGAUUUUAGGACCGACCGUGAUUUCAAGGAAGGGACCACAAACAUCCUGACGGAAUCGAUAGCCGAAUCCUAUCCUCAGAGAACGACUCUUCAAGAUCAACUUACGACAACGCAGCACUCGGCUCGUGAAGAAACGAACGACGAUGAUGAAGAAGGCUUGGAUUCCACCGAGAGUCUCGUGGCAAUCACCGAUUCAUCGGUGAGGAGAAGAUUACCAUUCUGCGACAAAUCUCUGCUGCUGAGCUCCAUCAGGAGAGUCAUCAACAACUUCGUGUCGAGCGGCGACUUGACGAAGACGCAAGGUCUCGACGAGGUCGCACUUCAGACGUCAGGCAAAAGUUUGCUGCCGGAAAUCCUGCAGAUCCCGAAUCUGAGGGACAUCCUGUUGUCCUCACGAAUAGAGGACACGAUCGUGCAGAAAGUGAAAGGCGUCCUCUCCAACAUCGCGAACCGCGAUUUGCCGCACGGUGUUAUCAGGAAAGCGCUGCGCAACCUGAUGGGUUUCCACGGUGAUCAUCAUGAAAGAAAACUCCCGCCGAUGACGGUGGAGGAGCACCAGUUCGGCCACGGUCAAUGGUACACCAAACUGGUGACUUUGGCGCCCAUUCACGGCAAGGAUUCAGGCAAGCUAUCGAUGACGCCGGGACGUUUGCGGGAAGGCAUCAGGGACCUCCUGGGAAUCCCGGCGAUCGCCUCGCAAGCGAAUCAGCAGAUCGUGCGGAACAUGAUCCUGCAAAGUCUAAGGAAUAGCUUGGGCAACAAAGCGGAAGACGAAGGCGACGGUCCGAAAAUAGGAGACUCGGUAAUCCUCGAAGCGUUGAACGACGCGCUGCAGGCGUUGAGAGGAUCGCUGAACCCGAAAGUUGAGUCCGUUAACGACGAAGGGGACACGGAUGUUUCGCAGGAGAUGUCGACGUGUUACGAGGGUGACUACAAGACGGAAGGAAAGCAAUUCGAGAAGAAUACGCAGAUAGACGGGACACAGGCGACGAGUUACCAGAAAGCUAAGAAACCGGACGACAAUUUGCAAGUAUCGAUCACCGCCGAGCCUCCGGAUUUCGUGAGACCUGGGAAACUGCGUGAAGAAGAAGGUACAAGCCCGAUCGCGAAUGUAUUUGAAGGAAAAACGAUUAUUUCAUCGACGGAUGCUGAAGCUCUCCGAGAAGGAACAGAGAAUGUCCUGAAUUCGAUGUUGACGACAGGACGCGUUGAAGUACAGCGAAGCAACGAAGAAGCCCGAAACGGUGAAUCUUUGGAGCGUACGACGACUUAUCAGCAACCUUCCAAAAUAUAUAUCCUGCAGGAAACAGCGGGACGCGAGAAAAAUAUUUACACGACGGAGGGAACCGCUCGAGGCAGCGUUUUGGGUGAAACGAAGCACGUUGAACGGUAUGACGAAACCGAAGAGCCACCGGGAACAACGGUCUCUGCGUCUCUGAGAAAAUCCAGUCAGUCCUCGUUCUCGAACUCGGAAAUCUCCUCCUUCACGGCAGUAACCAAAUGGAACGAAGUUCCAUUUGAAUCCAAUCUAGGAUCCAAAUUCUUAAUUGCCGACGAAGCAUCCGAAAAAACACUCGCUGCCACUGCUGUCACACCGAAUUCAAUGUCAUCAUCGACCGACGGCGAGACGCGAAUCGACACGACAGCAUUUUACAACGUAAGCCAUCUCGAUGAAGAAAACGUCGUUGAAACGACGCAAGACAACGCGAUGAACCGGAUGGAGGAAUGCUGUCCUAAGUACGACGGGAUGGAUCCAUCGAUGAUGCGCGCGACGAACAACAUCGACGCGCCGCCGAUAAAUUAUUAUUCGCCGAAUGAUCGGAUCUUGGAUUACACGAAGAAUCAUCGCGUCGAUAACGAAGAUAGGCCAGCAACGACGGCAAUCGUGAACUCCAUGCGGAAAUCGUCGUCCGAUUACGCGCGGUUAUCGGACGAUGUUACCUUGAAGAAUACGGCGGCUGCUGCGAAUGCGAAGAACAAAAUACAGUAUGUGUUAAAUGAAGGCGUAUCUUCGCCCAGCGAGAAAACAGCUAAAAUAGCAUCGGCGGACGCGGACUCUUUGACGUCGCAACAACGGGAAUUCCAAACGGGAGAUGUGAUUAAAAUUCACGAGGUCACCACGGAAGUGCAGAAGACUCACGCGAAAACGGUGUACUUUCAACCGCGAGCGUUCAGCCCCGAAGACGACUCGAGGACCAAUUCGCCUGCGAUCGUUCACGAAGUUACGAACGUGGCAGGCAGCGACGAUAAUUUCAGCGGGAACAGCACCAUCAACGACAGCAACAACGAUUCAAGUGAUAAGAAAAUCGACAACGUUGAUAAUGUUGUCACAGAAGCGAACAAGAACAUCGUCUCCGCUACCGGACUGCCUUCGGACGAUGUUUCUAACACUCUUCAGCUAUUUCCUUCUUCCGAGGAGAGCAUCGCGCAGCUCCAGAGAUCGCAGCUUUACUACGUCAACGACGGCGUGAAGCUACCGCUGGAAGUAAGAAGGUUGAAAGACGGUACUUACGGGUUGUCGAUCUCCAAGGACAUAUGCGAGCAGAUCCUGAAGAUAAAUUGCUGCGUACCGUUGCAAGGACACGUGGUUCAAACGUCGAGGCCAGAUACGCGCGGAAAUGACGCCGAGGAAGAGUAUCAGUCGGCCAUUCAACCGUCAAGUUCAACAACCACUCGAAGAAACACACUGUGGAAGUUGGAAGAGGAGGCGGAGGAAGAAUUAAAUAUGCAUCGUCUUUUGAACAGUCGUUGGAAGCGGGAUUUAAUGGAGGACGAUUCGAUGGCGAUCCUUUCGAUGCCAGUUCUCGAUUUCGCGAGAAAGUACAACCUGUCGCUCGACUUCAACGAGGAAGAAAUGGCAUUGAGCGAACUUAGGUCGCGCGAGAGGAUCCGAAACAUCGGUGACUCGUUGAAACAGUUAGCUGAGGAAUCCGAGCACAAUCAAUUGAAAGGAAAUGAUCUUGAUAGUUAUUCCGGGAGAGAACUGGAGAGGGAUGGACUGCAAAAUAAAGAGGAAGGUAAGAUCGAUGGACUUCAGGAUUCGGCAAAUAAUCGAGACAAAUAUAUUUUGGGAGAAAAUAUCGAGAAUUUGACAGAAGCUAGGUUGCGCAAGUCUCAUGCAAAUGAGAGUCGAUCGAGAAAAGUCAAGACUUCAAGGCUAUAUAAAUUAGAAGGAGAAAACGAUAAUCAGCGAAGUGUGAACGUCAGGCAGAUAAUGGGUACCGGCAACCAAGCGAGAAAUUCGAUUUCAAAAGGAACUGACAUUUUCGAAGGAGAGACAAAAUUCGAGAUGAAAUGGGGAGACUUUGAAAUCUUCGUUAAGAAAAGGGGAGAGAUACCUGAAGAGAUGAAGUUAAUUAAACUAAACAAAUAUAAAGAAAAUAGGCAGCAUGUGGAUAAUAAUGAAGAAAAUAAACCUAAGCUUUCAGAGAUUAAAGUUCUCAAAGAUAUGAAAGGAAGGCCGUACAGAUAUCAAAGAAAUACGAACGAUGGCCCAAAUAAAGGGACAGAAGUAGUGAAAAUUUUUCUCCAUUGGCUGAAGAGCCUUUUCUUAAGCACAAAUGAAUCGUAA